AUGGCAGCAUUUAAAGGAGUAUGGACACAACAAUUUUGGAAAGCAGUCUCUGGAGAAUUUGUGGCCAUGGUCAUGUUUCUACUUUUUAGUCUUGGAUCAACAAUCAACUGGGGUGCGGGAGACAGUCUAGAGAGAGUAGAUGUUGUACGUAUCUCUCUUUGUUUUGGGUUCAGCAUUGUUACCGUGGUGCAUUGUUUUGGACACAUUAGCGGUGCUCACAUCAACCCUGCAGUCACUAUUGCAUUUGUAUGCACCAGGAAGAUAACGCUUGCCAAGGCAGUAUUCUACAUUAUUGCUCAAUGCUUGGGUGCUAUCUCAGGAGCCGGGCUUCUAUACCUUAUUACACCUUUAAAUGUAAUUGGCAACCUAGGAGUAACCAAGGUGAAUGAAAGCCUUUCAGUUGGUUGUGGACUUCUUAUAGAGCUUAUAACUACAUUUCAAUUGGUUUUCACUAUUAGUGCAGCCUGUGAUCCAAAGAACAAGAAUAAACAGCCAUUGGUAAUUGGAAUUUCUGUAAUGAUUGGACACUUGUUUGCAAUUAAUUACACUGGAGCUAGCAUGAAUCCUGCUAGAUCCCUAGGACCUGCUGUCAUUCUUUGGAAAUGGGAAAACCAUUGGAUUUACUGGAUCGGUCCAAUUAUUGGAGCAGUGUGUGCUGGAGCAGUUUAUGACUACAUUUAUUGCCCUGAUGUUGAACUCAAACAGCAUAUAAAGGAUGCACUUAAAAAUGCUACACAAAAAACAAAGGGAAAAUACACAGAAGUAGAUGAAGAAAGAAGCCAACUGGAUACCGAUGACCUAAUCUUGAAAACAGGACCAAUUCAUGUUAUUGAUAUUGACCAGCUUGAGAGAAAAAGAGGGAAAGACUCAGCUAGUGAAAUAUUAUCUACUGUUUGAAAUAUGUAAUGCAUGCUUAUGGGAUAAAACAAAAUGAAUCCAUUAGAAAAAAGCUCUAAAUUAUAUUCUAAUGAUAAUUUUGGUCCACAA
Molecule: messenger RNA, 987 nt
Organism: Spea bombifrons (plains spadefoot toad)
Lineage: Eukaryota; Metazoa; Chordata; Amphibia; Anura; Pelobatidae
Product: aquaporin-4-like
Exons: 4
Coding region: 1-897 (298 amino acids)
Biological process (GO): transmembrane transport
Cellular component (GO): plasma membrane; basolateral plasma membrane
Molecular function (GO): water channel activity
Source: RefSeq, a predicted model, not a curated record